ACAGAUAUUUGACAACCCUAUUACAAAUUGUGUUUGUCCUCAUGAGGAUUAUGGGAGAGGCCCAAAUCCGAUCCGCAUGGCCAAUUCCGGAAAUUCGCAUCGCAACCGCAGCCGCCAUCCAAGGGGUCGGAACAAAGUAAGAGGCUUGGCCACAAGGAGGUAUAAAGUCUCAAGAGAAUCACGAAAACAGGGACGAUGGGCUUGGAGAGAGGAGACUCGUUCCUACCAUGAUAACGCCUCUAAGAAUAAAGAGCGUCAACGACGACGAUCUCGAACUCCCUCCUCAAGUCCAAGUCCGACCCGGAGAUCUUCAACCUCUAAGAAGUCGAAUAGGAGUCCUACGCGGGCAAGAGCAAGACGAUCUGGGGAGCGCUCUUAUUCUGAGUCAUCUGAGAAAUCGAUUGACAUUAUCCGACCCAUCAGACCCGGUCGUCACGAGCCCACUUCACCCAUCGAUCUGAAUAUAGUUUGUGGAAACGUCACACUAGCACUUCACAAUUGUCCUCCUCAAUUUCCAAAGCGAGCUAACUCCCAAGAACCAUCAGUACUUGAUAAAGGAGUGACUCCUAGAAACACCGAAACCCCAAUUGAUUCCCCCUCUUCACCGAAUCCAGCUUCUGAGGAGUUGUACGCAAGCGCUUUGAAGGCGCACGGAGUUCCAGAAAUGGUUCUUACUUAUCCAGAUGGAUUUCAAAGGAUGUCUCUCACUUUUGCUGGCCGAAUUUCUGUUGUGAAAGACUAUUCCGAUUCAACGUGCCGUAAAAUUGCUUUAAGAAUGAUCCAAAAGUGGCAACAAUCAAAUGAGACCUACUUGAGCCUCUCCACUCGAUACUUAACAAACAGAAAAAAGGAACCUGAGCCCGACGGCAACAAUAACCACUACUACGGCUAUAAUUGUCUCAAGACUUUCCCGCCCAUGAUGAAGCUUCGCCACGAAUUGCAUGAUAUCCUUGCGUCCAGGGUGAGGGCAAGUUCUUCCUUCUCUUAUUCAGAGUUAGUGGAUCUCACGCUGUUUUACUUUAAUCAUGUUGCUGAUCAUGUAAAAUCGUUGAUUCCUGAAGGGGUCUAAUAAUUGGUAAGAUGAAAAAGAAUACCUUAUUAUGAA
Molecule: messenger RNA, 1105 nt
Organism: Tigriopus californicus
Lineage: Eukaryota; Metazoa; Arthropoda; Copepoda; Harpacticoida; Harpacticidae
Exons: 2
Coding region: 77-1069 (330 amino acids)
Source: RefSeq, a predicted model, not a curated record